Setaria italica (foxtail millet) is the source of this 2168-nucleotide messenger RNA. Its product is annotated as asparagine synthetase [glutamine-hydrolyzing]. The coding region runs from base 165 to 1985 and encodes 606 amino acids. The record is from RefSeq and is a predicted model, not a curated record. The transcript has 5 exons. Gene Ontology annotation, cellular component: cytosol. NCBI's taxonomy places the organism in Eukaryota, Viridiplantae, Streptophyta, Magnoliopsida, Poales, Poaceae. Gene Ontology annotation, molecular function: asparagine synthase (glutamine-hydrolyzing) activity.
CCCAGCAAUGCAAAGCUCACUCCACUCAACACAAGCUAGCUCAGCUCAUCUCGUCUGCUGUUUGAUCUCGUAAUCUCAGCAGAGUGAGAAGCCUAGCUGCAACUCAAGCUUUAGUUUCCUCCCAAAACAAAAAUUUAAGGUUGCAUUGUGAGUGAGGUAGCAGGAUGUGCGGCAUCCUUGCUGUGCUGGGCUGCGCCGACGAGGCUUCGCUGCAGGGAAAGAAGCGCGCCCGCGUGCUGGAGCUGUCGCGCCGGCUCAAGCACCGGGGCCCAGACUGGAGCGGGCUGCGGCAGGUGGGCGACUGCUACCUCUCCCACCAGCGCCUCGCCAUCAUCGACCCGGCCUCCGGCGACCAGCCCCUCUACAACGAGGACGAGUCCGUCGUCGUCACCGUCAACGGCGAGAUCUACAACCACGAGAACCUCAGGACCCACCUCUCCGCUGCCGGCCACAAGUUCAGGACUGGCAGCGACUGCGAGGUCAUCGCUCACCUGUACGAGGAGCAUGGGGAAGGUUUCGUGGACAUGCUGGAUGGCGUCUUCUCCUUCGUCCUGCUCGACACCCGCCACGGCCGCUUCAUGGCGGCCCGCGACGCCAUCGGCGUCACGCCCCUCUACAUCGGGUGGGGAAUCGACGGCUCGGUCUGGAUUUCGUCGGAGAUGAAGGCCCUGCACGACGAGUGCGAGCACUUCGAGAUCUUUCCCCCGGGCCACCUCUACUCGAGCAAGGAGGGAGGGUUCACGAGAUGGUACAACCCUCCGUGGUACGACGAGGAGGCCGUCAUCCCGUCGGUUCGCUACGACCCGCUGGCGCUCAGGAAGGCCUUCGAGAAGGCCGUGAUCAAGAGGCUCAUGACCGAUGUCCCCUUCGGCGUUCUGCUCUCCGGCGGCCUGGACUCGUCGCUGGUGGCGGCCGUCACCGUCCGUCACCUGGCGGGGACCAAGGCCGCCAAGCGCUGGGGCACCAAGCUCCACUCCUUCUGCGUGGGCCUGGAGGGAUCCCCUGACCUCAAGGCCGCCAAGGAGGUGGCGGAUCACCUGGGCACCCUGCACCAUGAGUUCCACUUCACCGUGCAGGACGGCAUCGACGCCAUCGAGGACGUCAUAUACCACACCGAGACGUACGACGUCACCACCAUCAGGGCGAGCACGCCCAUGUUCCUCAUGUCCCGCAAGAUCAAGUCGCUCGGGGUCAAGAUGGUCAUCUCCGGCGAGGGCUCCGACGAGAUCUUCGGAGGAUACCUCUACUUCCACAAGGCCCCCAACAAAGAAGAGUUCCACCGCGAAACCUGCCGGAAGAUCAAAGCUCUGCAUCAGUAUGAUUGCUUGAGGGCCAACAAGGCAACCUCUGCUUGGGGCCUUGAGGCUCGUGUGCCCUUCUUGGACAAGGAGUUCAUCAACGAGGCCAUGAGCAUCGAUCCCGAGUGGAAGAUGGUCCGGCCUGAUCUUGGAAGAAUUGAGAAGUGGGUACUGAGGAAGGCAUUCGACGAUGAGGAGAACCCAUUCCUGCCAAAGCAUAUCCUGUACAGGCAGAAGGAGCAGUUCAGUGAUGGUGUUGGGUACAGUUGGAUCGAUGGCUUAAAGGCCCAUGCAGCAUCAAAUGUGACUGACAAGAUGUUGUCGAAUGCAAAGUUCAUCUUUCCACACAACACCCCGACCACAAAAGAGGCCUACUACUACAGGAUGAUCUUUGAGAGGUUCUUCCCCCAGAAGCCGGCGAUCCUGACGGUGCCCGGCGGCCCAAGCGUGGCGUGCAGCACGGCCAAGGCCGUCGAGUGGGACGCGCAGUGGUCGGCGAAUCUCGACCCCUCGGGGAGGGCGGCGCUGGGCGUCCAUCUCGCCUCCUACCACCAAUCCGAAUCCGAGUCCGAAUCCGGCGCUCAGCAGCAGAACAAGCAUGCCCCGGCCACCAUCGCGGCAGGAGCCAAGAAGCCCAGGACCAUCAAGGCUACAACGACGCCGCCAGGCGUUGUCAUCGAGGGCUAGCUCGCUACAAAUUACUAAAUGAUUAAGCAAAGCUGCCAUUAUAUUUAAGCUGUUCGGCGCAUGCUGUAACUAGUAGUCGUGUUUAAUCCUGAAUAUCCUUUUCUUAAUCUUUAUGUAUCGAGGAACCAAUAUAUGCUUACUUUGCUCGAAUAAUGAGUUGGAUGCCAUGUUGUUUGGAUGAAA